Messenger RNA from Exophiala aquamarina CBS 119918, 1035 nucleotides. RefSeq lists its product as uncharacterized. Bases 1 to 1035 code for a protein of 344 amino acids. The record is from RefSeq and is a predicted model, not a curated record. The transcript is spliced from 2 exons. NCBI's taxonomy places the organism in Eukaryota, Fungi, Ascomycota, Eurotiomycetes, Chaetothyriales, Herpotrichiellaceae. Gene Ontology annotation, molecular function: DNA-binding transcription activator activity, RNA polymerase II-specific. Gene Ontology annotation, biological process: regulation of transcription by RNA polymerase II.
AUGGUCGAAAGAGCUUCAACCCCUCCCGGUCUACCCUGGGACAGUCACCUUCCAGAGCAAUUACCUUAUCGGGUCAGCGAGCAUGAACAGUUGCUAAAGCGAUUUCGCAAUCGAACCGCUUUUACGGUUAGCGAUGACAAGCGACUCAGCCUCUACCAGAAUGAGAUCAUCACCCUUGCACGUUCGAACCCAGUUCUGAUGCAUACGAUUUUGACCGUAACCCUUAUGCAUGAUCGAUUUCUUUCGCCCACGCGCAACUACAGACGAUCGGCAGUGGAAGCAUAUCAUUGUUACCGGGCUUCAACGAGCCUACAAGAACAACUUGCCCGCCCUCUGGGACUAGCAGAACAGGCCGCUCUCUGGACCUCAACCGCGCUUCUCGGCAUCAUUGUCUUUGCACAACUGGAUGCUGACACACCGGAUGAAGUGUGGCCACUAGCACCAUGUUCUACUCCCAAAGUCGACUGGGUCAGGAUAGGACAAGGCAAAUCGGGGGUUUAUCAGAUCACGCCUCUCCUCCACGAGGAUCCUGUGUUCGGCCCCUUGACCGUCAUACAGAAUCCGGAGAAAGAAUUCAAACUGACCACCGGUUUGACCCUUGGUCAGCUUCCGCGCCCUUUUAUUCGCUUGUACGGCCUGGAUGAUCAUGGUACCGACGAGUUCAAUCUAUACCGGCCCGCACUACGACGACUCGCGAGGGCGCUUGACCCUAAAUGCCAUCCCGUCAAAGUGGUCAUGGAUUUUUGGGGUUUCACAAACAUGAAGCCAGAAUUCAAGGCAUUGUUGGACGACCGAGAUCCGCGCGCUCUCUUGAUCUUAGCGUACUGGUACAUGAGAGUCAACCAGCUAGGUGUGUGGUGGCUGCGCCCGCGAACUGUCCUAGAGGGUCGCGCCAUUUGCGCAUAUUUGGAGCAGUACUCUUCGGACGAUCCCGAUCUGCGGAGUCUUUUGCAGUUUCCAAAAGCAUCCUUUGGCCCCCGGGAUGAGCCUUUGAAAGCUACCAUUGAACCUAAAAGUGGGUUCUUAUGGAGCUAG